CUAUUUAGUCCUUAUUUAGUCCUGGAAAAAGGAAACGAGGAAGACCGAAAGAAACAUGGAGGAGGACAGUAGAGAAGGAAAUUCGAGAGGGCAGUCUGAGCUGGGGGCUGCUGGAGAAGUUGGCAAAAGACAGGACAACAGUGGCGAUCUCUGGUUACAGCCUUAUGUGCUUCUUAGCACGAAGGGGAUUAAAGUAAUUGGCGUGUUCGUGGUUUCCACAAUUGCUGAAGUUGAAGACACUAUGAGCAUAGGUCGGAUCAUUUGGCACGCGCAAAACGUUUUGUCGACAACCUCUGCACUGACAGACAUGAUGACAUCCAUUCCCGAAGUACUUAAAGGCAUCGGCCAUUAUGUGAUGUGGAAGUAGAUAUAUUGUAUUUCCUACACUUGUUUGAAUAAAAAAAGAAAUUAUCCAGAUAAGAUUUUGUUAUAUAUUGAGAUAAUGUCAGUGGGGUUAUGUCAGAGUGGGGUUUUUUUUCAUCACCAAAGACACAACAAUUACAACAAAAAUACCACAAAGCUGGAAGGUGUAAUUAAACAAAUGAUGUCAAGAGAUGAACGAGGAAGAGGUAAAACCUAUGUUUAAAAGAAUGCAGGUCUUGUAGUCCCGACGUGUCCACUCCCAACAUCAGGAUCUAGUCAACAGGUGUCUUGUUAUACCACUUUAAAUAUUGUUUCACCAGUUUCCUACACAUCGACUGGCGAGAAGACCAUGAGCCGAAUUUACAAAGCCUGCACGUGCGCAACUACAUACAAUGGGCUCAAUGGGUAGGUGUAAGACCACUACACCCUCUUCUCUCUCACUAACCACUAACAAACUAACAACUAACCCAAUGUCCUGGACAGACAGCCCAGAUAACCGAGGUGUGCACAGGACAGCGUGC
This is a messenger RNA of Gigantopelta aegis, 884 nucleotides long. RefSeq lists its product as uncharacterized. NCBI's taxonomy places the organism in Eukaryota, Metazoa, Mollusca, Gastropoda, Neomphalida, Peltospiridae. The record is from RefSeq and is a predicted model, not a curated record. The transcript has 3 exons. The coding region runs from base 56 to 367 and encodes 103 amino acids.